AGUCCUCUAGCUCCACGCAUCUUCAGGUUUCCAGCUGAGUUGAGCGCUUGGGGUGAUCCUUAGCCUUCAGCAUCCUGAAAAAAUGGCGGAACAUAUCUGAUCGGAAAAUGGUGCUCCGUCGACUAAAAUCCCUAAAACCGAAAAAACCUCUCAAAAAGCCUGCCUUCCUGAAAAAAAGGGAAAAAUGAAGGGAAGGAAACCAAUAUCGUUCAGUGCUGAAUCCUCUAAACCCGCUGAGGAUGGAGGUAUCCUCGCUGGAAGGAAUGGCGUGGGUGCUAUGCAUCCCCUUGAUUCUCCAGUGAAUGCUCAGGCACCUUCUGAGCAACUGAAAUUGGUGGCAGAGGGAGAAAAUAAAAGGCCUCGGUUCGAAGAAGGGUUUUAUGAGCUUGAGGCAAUAAGGAAGAAGCGAUUGCGACAGGGCAAAGUCCAGUACUUGAUUAAAUGGCGAGGUUGGCCGGAGUCUGCGAACACUUGGGAGCCACAUGAGAAUCUGUCAUCAUGCCCUGAUGUUGUUACUGCCUUUGAAAAGAGGUCUCGUGCACAUUCAGGGAAACGAUCCAGGCGUGGGCGUAAGCGCAAGUUAAGUGCUACUCUUACUAGAACAGAGAUGGGGCUGCAUCAUUCUGCUGCAGCUGCUAAGGUUACUCCUCAAACCAAAACAAGGAGAAGGCAGUAUGCUUCUGCUCCUGCUGCUAAGGAUACUAUGGGUAUUGAAACAAGGAAUAUGCCGUGUCAUUCCAGUGCAGCUGCCAAGGAUAAUGUGCCAGCUACGAAGGGAAUACCAUUGGUGGCUGUGCCCUUUCAAUGUCUUGAUGACUCAAGCAUUGAAAAUCAUGUGGCCAAUGAUGUUUGCAGGCCAAAAGUUUCUGGAAGUAGCAGGGCGCGGAAUGAACAUCCUUUAGUAACCAAUGGUUCCAGUCUGGAAAAAUCCGUUGCAGAUUCAGAGGAGACUCAAAUACUAGGAACUUGCCUUCCACCUGGGUUUUCUAAGUCUAACAUCGGGAAACCAGUUCGAUAUGGUCGUUGUGCUUCCAGUGCAGCUGCCAAGGAUAAUGUGCCAGCUACGAAGGGAAUACCAUUGGUGGCUGUGCCCAUUCCAUGUCUUGAUGACUCAAGCAUUGAAAAUAAUGUGAGCAGUGAUGUUUGCAGGCCAAAAGUUUCUGGAAGUAGCAGGGGGUGGAAUGAACGUCCUUUAGUAACCAAUGGUUCCAGUCUGGAAAAAUCCGUUGCAGAUUCAGAGGAGACUCAAAUACUAGGAACUUGCUUUCCACCUGGGUUUUCUAAGUCUAACAUCGGGAAACCAGUUCGAUCUGGUCGUUGUGCUUCCAGUGCAGCUGCCAAGGAUAAUGUGCCAGCUACGAAGGGAAUACCAUUGGUGGCUGUGCCCAUUCCAUGUCUUGAUGACUCAAGCAUUGAAAAUAAUGUGAGCAAUGAUGUUUGCAGGCCAAAAGUUUCUGGAAGUAGCAGGGCGCGGGAUGAACAUCCUUUAAUAUCCAAUGGUUCCAGUCUGAAAAAAUCCGUUGCAGAUUCAGAGGAGACUGAACUAGGAGCUUGCUUUCCACCUGGGUUUUCUAAGUCUAACAUCGGGAAACCAGUUCGAUCUGGUCGUUGUGCUUCCAGUGCAUCUGCCAAGGAUAAUGUGCCAGCUACGAAGGGAAUACCAUUGGUGGCUGUGCCCAUUCGUUGUCUUGAUGACUCGAGCAUUGAAAAUAAUGUGAGCAAUGAUGUUUGCAGGCCAAAAGUUUCUGGAAGUAGCAGGGCGCGGGAUGAACAUCCUUUAAUAACCAAUGGUUCCAGUCUGAAAAAAUCCGUUGCAGAUUCAGAGGAGACUCAACUAGGAGUUUGCUUUCCACCUGGGUUUUCUAAGUCUAACAUCGGGAAACCAGUUCGAUCUGGUCGUUGUGCUAGAUCUGCUCCCCGUGCUAUAAGGAAGACGGUAGGCUCUACUAGGAAGUUUACAGGAAAAUCUUCUGUUCAUACAAGUGAUGAUGCACAAGAUCCGAUAAGGACUACUUGUAGUAACAUGACUGCAUUUGGGAAAGAUGGGUUCGAAAACGUCACCAUUAAUGAGAUAAUGAGAGCUCUAAGCUGUCAAGCUUCUGUAAGCAGAGGAAUCUUAACCUUUGAGGCCAAGAGGUCUGAUGGAAAAGUGGUCAGAGUAACCAAUGAUUUUCUGAAGGCUAACAACCCCUUCCUGUUGCUAAAUUUCUAUGAUACAUACUUUCGCAACACUCCAGAAGCAGCAGGGAUGCUGGGAUCUGGGAACAGAUACUAGUUUUUGAAGAACAUGAAUGGGGUAGCAUUGCCUUGCCUAAUUGGUGUUGGCUUCCUUUAAAUUGUAGUCAGGAUAAAGCAUUUCAUGGUCCAUUCUGAACUGUGUGGCAUGUUAUCUUAGUGUCAGUUUGUGUCUUUUUUUUCUAGUUCUCUGAGUUACAUGGGAUUCAGAAUUCAGAAUUCAGAAUUCAGAUUCUUAUAUCUUAGGCACCUUUUUCAUUUUACUUAUUGUAAUGUGAACUUUGCUUCCUUUUUUAUUUUACUUAAUGUAAUGUGAACGUUGCUUCUUCUAAUAAAAGUUCAUUCCCCUCCUA
Messenger RNA from Ipomoea triloba (trilobed morning glory), 2588 nucleotides. RefSeq lists its product as uncharacterized. Gene Ontology annotation, biological process: heterochromatin formation. The coding region runs from base 185 to 2275 and encodes 696 amino acids. NCBI's taxonomy places the organism in Eukaryota, Viridiplantae, Streptophyta, Magnoliopsida, Solanales, Convolvulaceae. The record is from RefSeq and is a predicted model, not a curated record. The transcript is spliced from 7 exons.